Merops nubicus (carmine bee-eater) is the source of this 2522-nucleotide messenger RNA. RefSeq names its product GRB2 associated, regulator of MAPK1 (gene GAREM1). The annotation marks the transcript as partial. The transcript has 5 exons. NCBI's taxonomy places the organism in Eukaryota, Metazoa, Chordata, Aves, Coraciiformes, Meropidae. Gene Ontology annotation, biological process: epidermal growth factor receptor signaling pathway; cellular response to epidermal growth factor stimulus. The record is from RefSeq and is a predicted model, not a curated record. Gene Ontology annotation, molecular function: proline-rich region binding.
GAGAAACUGUGGAAGGCCUUCGAGAGAGCGACUAUCUUCUCAUCCAUUCCUGUCGGCAGUGGACAACCAUCACAGCUCACAGCCUGGAAGAGGGGCACUACGUCAUAGGGCCAAAGAUAGAAAUCCCUGUCCACUAUGCAGGGCAGUUUAAGCUUCUGGAACAAGACCGAGAUAUUAAGGAGCCAGUGCAGUAUUUUAACAGUGUGGAGGAGGUGGCUAAAGCAUUUCCUGAACGAGUUUACGUCAUGGAGGAAAUAACAUUCAACGUUAAGGUGGCUUCGGGUGAAUGCAAUGAGGACACUGAGGUUUACAACAUUACCCUUAGCACUGGGGAUGAGCUCACUUUAAUGGGGCAAGCCGAAAUCCUUUACGCAAAAUCUUCCAAGGAGAAGUCACGGCUCAACACCAUCUUCAAAAAAAUUGGGAAGCUUAAUUCCAUCAGCAAGCUAGGCAGGGGCAAAAUGCCCUGCCUCAUCUGCAUGAACCAUAGGACCAACGAAAGCAUCAGUCUUCCUUUCCAGUGUAAGGGCAAGUUUAGCACCCGCAGCCCGCUGGAGGUGCAGAUGCAAGAGGGUGAGCACACGAUUCGCAAUAUCGUGGAGAAAACCAGGCUGCCCGUCAACGUGACGGUGCCCAGCCCCACCCCCAGGAACCCCUACGACCUCCACUUCAUCCGCGAGGGGCACAGGUACAAGUUCGUCAACAUUCAGACCAAGACCGUGGUGGUUUGCUGCGUGCUUCGUGGCAACAAGAUCAUCCCCAUGCACUUCCCCUUGCACUUGGCGCUGCCCAAGUUCACCCUGCCCGACAGCCUGGUGAAGGGGGAGCUGUGGCACGAGGCCCUCAUCCAGCACUGGUUUAAUGUCUGCCAGGAGCAGUUUGACAUAGACGAGUAUUCCCGCGCCGUGCGGGACGUGAAGGCCGACUGGAACGAGGAGUGCAAGAGCCCCAAGAAGAGCCGCUGCCCCGGGCACGGCCACGUGCCCAACUCCCUCAGCUACGCGCGGGACGAGCUGACCCAGUCCUUCCACCGCCUCUCCGUCUGCGUCUACGGCAACAACCUGCACGGGAACAGCGAGGUGAACCUGCACGGCUGCCGCGACCUGGGCGCCGAGUGGGCCCUCUUCUCCCACGACGCCCUGCAGUACCAGGAGGCUGGAGACAGCACCAGCGACUACCUCUUCCCCGAGGUCGCCGAAGAGUCCCUGUUCCUGCCGGCGAAGCCGGAGCUUCCUUACGAAGAGCUGUGGUUGGACCAAGGGUGUGGGAAGGCCCCUGAGCAGCCUCUCACCCGCUCGCUGAGCGAGAAGAACAAGUGUGAGGGCUACAGGGGAUCCUUCCGAGCGAAGGGUGGCACCGCGUCUCUUCCCGCCGCUGUCGGGGCGCCCACAAAGUCUUCAGAUGUCUCCCUACCUCCACCUCCAGUGCCUCCCAAAUCAGAAGCGGUGAAGGAGGAAUGCAGGCUCCUGAACGCCCCCCCAGUGCCACCACGGAGUUCCAAGCCCUCCUCCAGCAGCCCGUCCGUCCCUCCCCGCACGGUGAAGCCGGCCCGGCAGCAGACCCGCUCUCCCAGCCCCACGCUGUCCUACUACUCCUCAGGACUGCACAACAUUGUGGCAGAGAGCGACAGCACCAACCCAGCGGAGAGCACGCCCCUUUCCUGCUACCCCUGCCACCUGAGCAAAACCCAGUCCAAAGAGCCCGAGAGCACGAUGCCUUUGGGAAGCCCCUCAGCUGAAGCUCUGCCUUCGAGGUUAUCUUGGCCAAACCAUUUUUCAGGAACUGCUGAAGGCCUGAAUAGGAGUGAUUUCCUGCUCGAUCCAAGCAGGAGCUACAGUUACCCCAGACAGAAGACUCCAGGUACGCCAAAGAGAAACUGUCCAGCACCUUUGACUUUUGACUUUGAUGGGUGUGAGCUCCCAGCAGGGCACUCCCCCCUGACUCCAGCAGAGUUCACCAACACCAUCUCUAGCUGCCCAAAGUCAGCGAGUUACUCUCUAGACUGCACUGAUGACAAGUCCCUGGGAGCUGGCGAGGCCAAGCAGAGCCACUCGUGUCCUGCCUUACCUCCUCGGGCACCAAAGUCGAGCGAAGAGAAGACGGUCCCAGACACGGGUCCCUUGCCACUGAAAAUCGAUGGUGCUGAGGAGGAGUCGAAAUCCAGUUCUCCAGACCUCUUGGAAGAUCAGUGUCUCCUGAAAAAGGGCAUGCAGGAUACAUUCUCUGUGUCUUACCCCUUCUCCUCUCCCCUCCACCUCCAGCUAGCACCGAGGUCCUGCGGGGACGGCUCUCCCUGGCAGCCACCCACGGACCUCUCCGGACUCUCCAUCGAGGAAGUGUCUAAAUCCCUGAGGUUUAUUGGGCUGUCAGAAGAUGUCAUAUCUUUUUUUGUUACAGAGAAGAUCGAUGGCAAUUUACUGGUUCAGCUUACAGAAGAAAUCCUCUCAGAAGACUUUAAGCUAAGCAAAUUGCAGGUUAAGAAAAUACUACAGUUCAUUAAUGGCUGGCGGCCCAAAAUGUGA